AUGGAAACCAAUAGUAGUUCGGAAGAAGCCCAAUCGAUGGAGACAAACAGCGAGAUGGAGGACACAUGCUCAAGUACGUCUCACAGGAGCGAGGCGGAUGAUGGAAUCUACCCAUCUCAUUCGAGUGGAGAUGAAUCUGCAACGCAAGAGGCGAACAUCGUGUACAUGAUGUUCAUGGCAUCACAGUUGUCUAGAGGUCGAGUUCGUAUGCCCAAACACAAUAUUGGCCUACGAGGGGAUCAAUAUAUUCAAGCAGUCUUGAAUGGUAACCCCAGAACUUGCAAAACAAUGUUUCGAAUGGAGGUGCAAGCCUUCCGUUAUGUUUGUGACCUCUUACGAGACUCAUUAAUUAUGGACCGUACGGAGAGAGUGUCUGUCGAGGAAUCAGUAGGAAUAUUUUGCCUUCUUGUUGGGCAUGCACAGGGUCAACGAAUCGUUGGGGACCGAUUCCAACAUUCAAGCGAGACAAUUAACCGCCAUGUGAAGACUGUGAUGCGGGCACUACAUCAGCUUGGGAGGACAGUGAUUAGGCGCACUGAGAACGAUGGGGUCCAUCCUUACAUUACGGAGAACCCCCACAAUUAUCCAAGGUUUGAGAAAUGUCUUGGUGCUAUGGACGGCACAAUGAUUAACGCCCGAGCACCAUCUAGGCUGAGUAAUGCAUAUAGAAAUCAUCAUGGUCAAAUCGCCCAAAAUGUACUAUGCCUAUGUGACUUCAAUAUGAAGUUCACGUAUGUAUAUAUUGGCUGGGAGGGCUAUUAUUACCUUGUCGAUUCUGCAUUUCCAUGCAUUGAGAAAUUUAUGCCUCCAUAUCCGCGAGAGAGGUAUCAUCGGUCUGAUCAUUAUAGCGGUCGUCAAUUCCGAGGAUAUAAAGAUUAUUUCAACUUCCGACAUUCGUCGCUGCGCAACAUUAUUGAACGUACAUUUGCGUUAUUGAAUAAUCGAUUUCAAAUAUUGAGUGCGAUGCCUCGCUAUCGCCCUACAUGGCAAGGGAUGCUUGUUACCGCAUGUUGUACGCUGCACAACCUUAUUAGAACGGUAACGCCAAAUGAUGAGUUCAUUCAAGCAGCAUUGGCGCUUCAGUUUAGUGAAGAAAAUAUGACCGGGAACGAUGAGGCAGACGAGCCCUCUAAAGUAGUUGACAUGUCCCAUGAGUCAGUCGGAGCUAUGGCAGCACAGAGAGAUGCGAUUGCGAUCCCCAUGUGGGAAGAUAGGUUUGGAGCAUGA
Juglans regia (Persian walnut) is the source of this 1227-nucleotide messenger RNA. RefSeq lists its product as uncharacterized. NCBI's taxonomy places the organism in Eukaryota, Viridiplantae, Streptophyta, Magnoliopsida, Fagales, Juglandaceae. Bases 1 to 1227 code for a protein of 408 amino acids. The record is from RefSeq and is a predicted model, not a curated record. The transcript is spliced from 3 exons.